AUGCACGUGCAAAGCAGGCCUUUUCUAACAAUAGAGACAAGAACAGGAGACAAUCCUGAAGAGCAGGGGCCAACGCUGGAGGAAGCUGAAGAUGCUCAGGAGAGGACGGCAGACCAGACCUUCAACCAGCUCCAGCAUGCUUCUAACCAAAGAUACAUUUCGCCGAAUAUUAGGAUAACAUCUGAGCCUCUGGAUGCUAAAUCAACCCUCACCAGAGCCACCUUUUCUUCCGGCUCCCCCACCAACAAGCAGGCCCAGCUCCCGGCCCUGUUCAGUGGCCUGAGGGUGCUGAGGAAAGGAGUUGUCGGGCCCGAGCACAACACCGUGGCUCAAAUCAGAGCGCUGCCUCAGGGGGAAAGCGCCACAGUUCCCACAGAGAGGCAGGAUAACGGGAAGCCUCAGGGAGGCUUUCUGGACCAGAUCUCACAGUUUCUGAACAGAGACAAAAAGGGAGACGAGAAGGAAGAGGAGGAGGUUGAGGUGGAGGUGGAGGUUGAGGUGGACACAGCCCAGGUUGAAAACAGAGUGAGUGGAGAUGGUGAGAGUGAAGAGGGGGAGAUCAAAGAGCCUCAAGAGGAAGAAGGGAAGAUUUCAGAGGCCAACGAAUCUAUCAAACCCGUGUCCAGUGCAGAGGCAGCUUUCGAUGCCUUCAAGGCCUUUUUCACCCCAAAGCCGUUGAAGAAGGAUCCGGCAGACAAGGUUGACUUGGGUGCACUGAGGAAGAAAUUGAAAAAUGAUAAAGAUUCACUAAGAACGCUGUUUGAGAUAUCAUCCAAAAGGACGCCAGAGAAGAAAGACUCGCCUGAUGGAAAAUCAGAACCGUCCACUCCUGGAGAGGGAGAGGAACGGACCCCCGGCCGUCUACAAGCCGUCUGGCCACCUCUGAAGGAGGAAAAAAUCGGACUGAAGUACACGGAGGCAGAGCACCAGGCUGCCCUUCUGCAGCUGAAGAGAGAAUGCAAAGAGGAGCUGGAAAGGCUACAGGAGAACUAUGAGCUGGAACUGUCCAGAUUGAGGGUGGAAAAUGAGAACACCGUCACCCGUCUGGAGCUGGCAGUGGCUGAGCUGCAGGCCAAAGCCUCCCAGGCUUGGACCGGACACCCCGGAGACCGCAGAGACGUCGCCGUGGCGACGGCAGACGACUUUGUUCACAAAUCCUUCCGCACGGUCUGCAUCCAGACAGACCGAGAGACUUUCAUCAAAAGUCCCGAGGACAGAGAUAACGCUGGGGAUGCUUGCAGGAGCGAUCAGAAGCACAAGGCGUCCCCCAAAAAACUGGACCUGGCCUCCAUCAGCCUCGGCGUGGCCAGUCAGAGGGACGAGUGCGUAGCCUUGCCUCCACCUCCUCCACCAGGCGGGUGUUUCAUAAGUGAAAAACCUCCCAGGAAACCAGCAGUGGAGACUUCCAGGCCCAUGAAGCCUCUUUACUGGACCAAAAUCCAGAUUGAGGAGAACAACAACAACACACUUUGGAGCAAUUUAGAGGAACCCCCCAUCGUCAACGCCAGCGACUUUGAGGAACUAUUUGCAAAAACCAACACAAAGACUAAAAGAAAGCCCCUGUCGGAGGCUUAUGAAAAGAAAGCCAAAGCCAGGAAGAUCAUUAAGCUGUUGGACGGGAAGCGCUCUCAGGCUGUGGGCAUCUUCAUAUCCAGCCUCCACCUGGAGAUGAAAGAUAUUCAACAAGCUGUCCUGACAGCGGAUCACUCUGUGGUGGACCUGGAGACGAUCGAAGCGCUGUAUGAAAAUAGAGCGCAGCCCGUGGAGCUGGAGAGGAUCAAGAAACACUACGAGACGUCGGGGGAAGAGGACGUCAAGCUGCUGGACAAACCUGAACAGUUCCUGUACGAGCUGUCUCAGAUCCCGGACUUCGCAGGCAGGGCUCGCUGCAUCAUUUUCCGCUCGGCCUUCGUUGACGUGAUAACCUCGGUCCAACGCAAGCUCGGCGCCGUUUCCGCCGUGUGUAAGGCUCUGCUGGGGAGUGACGGUGUCAGAGAUGUGGUGGGACUGGUGCUGGCUCUGGGGAACCACAUGAAUGGGGGCAGCAGGACCAGAGGCCAGGCUGACGGCUUCGGCUUGGAAGUCCUACCCAAACUCAAGGAUGUCAAGAGCAAGGACAAUCGAAUUAGUCUGGCGGACUUUGUGGUGUCAUACUAUCUGCGCAACAUGGAUAAGUAUGCUGGCACAGACAGGAGUACGUUUCCCCUCCCUGAACCUCAGGACGUCUUCCUGGCAGCGCAAGUCAAGUUUGAGGACCUCAACAGAGACCUUGAGCAGCUCGGACGCGAUCUGGCAAGGUGUGAGAGAGAUGUACAGAACGUUUCCUCAGACUCUGCUGAAGAACACCUGCAGCCAUUCAAGGACAAGAUGGAGGCUUUUGUCAUCAGUGCACGGAAGGAGCACGCAGAAGCCUCCUAUCAGAUGAUGAACGUGCAAAAAAAUUUCCAGGACCUGGUUCUGUACUUUGGACUAAAGCCCAAGUCAGGAGAGAAGGAAGUGACGACUGCUCACCUCUUCAUGCUCUGGUUUGAAUUCUGUGCUGACUUCAAAGCCAGGUGGAAGAGGGAGAACAAGAUCCUCUCAAAAGAGCGGUAUGCAACAUCUGUGUGCGUGUUAAAAGAGGCUCAGCUAUCAGUGAAGAGGAUUACAGGAGAGAAGAAGGUUGAAACAAGAAAGACCAACCCCAACAGCCUGAAAGAACGAUUACGUCAAAAACAAGCCAGCUUUUCGUGACAACUAUCCUUACAAAGCUGGAUCCGGCUGGAUGUGGAGCAGGACACCAACCAAUAUUUCCACCAUAUUUAUGUUACUUAAGCAUAUUCAGUGUACUCAUACUUAGCAGAUUUCAGCUUCAUGUGUAAUUUUGAAAUAAAUUCAGGAUUAGAUUAUUUAGAUUAAAAAAUAUAUGAAUAAAUAUGUGUGCAGCUUCUCAAAAUA
Messenger RNA from Menidia menidia (Atlantic silverside), 2937 nucleotides. NCBI's taxonomy places the organism in Eukaryota, Metazoa, Chordata, Actinopteri, Atheriniformes, Atherinopsidae. The record is from the annotation of a GenBank genome assembly.